Molecule: messenger RNA, 915 nt
Organism: Miniopterus natalensis
Lineage: Eukaryota; Metazoa; Chordata; Mammalia; Chiroptera; Miniopteridae
Source: RefSeq, a predicted model, not a curated record
GAACCCGGAACCCGCUUCUGUUUGCAACCCGGGGCCACCAUUUAAGCUCCGUGACCUUCAUUUCCUUGCGUGGAGGAGCAGCCAGGGCCGGCGGGGAGAAUGGACACAGAGUCCCUCUACAACCUGCUGCAGAUCCCCAAGCCGGCAGAGGAGGAGCUCCCACAAGAGAAGCUGGCGGGGACCAAGCUGGAAGUGGAGGAGAUCGCCCUGACCGCUGUGAGCCAGAGGCGCAAGCUCCAGGCCGUCCUGGAGGCCACCAACGGCAGCCUGCAGGCGGAGGAGCAGGCGGUCAAGUGGAGCGUGGACGCCAUCUUCAACAAGGACCUGCUGGCCACCCUGCAUCUCCUCCUGGCUCUGGCCAAGCGCUUCCAGCCCAACCUGCCCCUCCCAGCCAACGUCCAGGUGGAGGUGAUCACCAUGGAGAGCACCAAGAGUGGCCUGAAGUCGGAGAAGUCGGUGGAGCAACUCACUGAAAGCAGCACGGACAAAGGCCAAGGUCCCAAGGACGUCUUUGAUGAGUUAUUUAUGCUGGCUCCCGAGAAAGUGAACGUCGUGAAGGAGGCCAUCAUGACCUUUGUCAACCAGAAGGUAGAACGCCUGGGCCUGUCCGUGCAGGAUCUGGAAACCCAGUUUGCAGACGGGGUCACCUUACUCCUGCUGAUUGGACAACUGGAAGGCUUCUUCCUGCACCUGAAGGAAUUCUACCUCACUCCCAGCUCCCCUGCGGAAAUGCUACACAACGUCACCCUGGCCCUGGAGCUGCUGAAGGACGGAGGCCUGCUCAGCUACCCCGUCAGCCCUGAAGACAUCGUGAACAAGGACAGCAAGAGCACCCUACGUGUCCUCUACAGCCUGUUCUGCAGGCACAAACUCAAAGAAGAGGCGGACAGGGUGCCCCGCGGGCCCCCCAGCUAA